AUGUUGUUAUCUUUGGUGAGCAAACGCUCACUGGAGGUAGAUUCCAGGGACGCCUAUGGAUUUGCCUUGAGACCUCAACACGUUCAAAGAUAUCAAGAAUACCAUACCAUCUAUACAAGCUGCAAGAGAGAGCAUCAUAAGCUUAACUUGCCUAAGAAAUGCAAUAAGAUGCUCUUUCGGAAGCAGUUUAUGGAGGAAGAGACUGAGAGGGCAGAGAAAUGGAAAAACUUUCUUGACCGGCUAGACGAUCCCGUUGAGCCUGCUUCCUCGGAAGAGGAUUUUCAGGAUACAUUGCAGGCUGAUGGUUCGGAAUCUGGAGAGGAGAGUGAUUCAGAGAAGGGUUCAAGAAACGGAAAAAAUGACUUACCAGAAUCUGAACUUGGUGGUAAAGAGGACCAGGAUCUUGAACAAGAGAGAGGACCAGCCUCGACCGAGGAGGCUCAGGUUCAUGAAGAACACCAAUAUGUGAGGGAGAAGAGUCUUGGAAAAUACACGGAAACUGUGAAAGAUGAGGAGCAACCUGAACCUGUGAAGGAUGGGGAGCUACCUGAACCUGUGAAGGAGGAAUUUACAGUCGAAAGUGAAUCUGACGAAGAGAAACAAUCUCAAUCAGUAAAGAAACAUGUAGAUCAUCUACACAUUCAAGAAGAAAAUGCAACAGAAAAGGCCGAGGCAGAAGCGGAUAAAUGUGGAUUGGAACAUGAAAAAGGAAAAAAGGAAACGAAGAACCGUUCAGUUAUAGAGUGGGCUCAUAUUAGACCUUGUCUUUCGUCUAUAGAGGCUAUGAUGUCCUCUCGUGUUAAGAAAGGAAAGUAUAUGAAUAAUAAGCAGAGCACUUUAGUAGGGGACCAUGCUUCAUCGAUAAACAAAUCGCUGCCUUCCAUUGGAGAAUCUGAACAAGACUCUGCGGAAAAUGACCGUGACAGUGAGACUUCCACGGGUAGAUGUGAUUCAAUAAAAGAAGAAAAUGAUGCUCAUAAUAGUGUUUCUCCAGAGCCAUUUUUCCCUUGGUAUGAAGAACUUGAGGUACUUGUACGUUUGGGAGUUCCAAAAGAUCUCAGAGGAGAGGUCUGGCAAGCCUUUGUAGGUGUAAAGGCAAGACGAGUUGAGAGGUACUAUCAGGAUCUGUUGGCACAAAUAACUAACUCUGACGAAAGCAAGGAACAUCCAAACUCUUCUGAUGUCCAAAGAAAGUGGAAAAAACAAAUUGAAAAGGAUAUACCGAGGACAUUCCCAGGUCACCCUGCUCUGAAUGAGAAUGGUCGAGAUUCAUUAAGGCGGAUACUUCUAGCUUAUGCUUGUCACAACCCAUCUGUUGGGUACUGCCAGGCUAUGAACUUCUUUGCCGGCCUUUUGCUUCUAUUGAUGCCAGAAGAAAAUGCAUUUUGGACUUUGGUUGGAGUCAUUGAUGAUUAUUUUGAUGGCUACUAUACAGAAGAGAUGAUAGAAUCUCAGGUUGAUCAACUAGUCUUUGAAGAUUUGAUGCGGGAAAGAUUUCCGAAGCUCGUUAAUCAUCUGGAUUACUUGGGAGUGCAGGUAGCAUGGAUAUCCGGGCCAUGGUUUCUUUCUAUUUUUGUGAAUAUACUUCCGUGGGAAUGCGGGGAACGCAUUACACGUCCGGCACAGGAAGGCUUCCUUUUGCGGAUGUGGGAUGUGCUUCUCUUUGAAGGGAAUCGUGUCGUGUUGUUCCGAACAGCUUUUGCUUUAAUGGAACUAUAUGGUCCUGCAAUUGUUGCUACGCAAGACGCAGGAGAUGCGAUUACUUCGCUACAAACCCUUGCUAGUUCAACAUUUGAUAGCAGUCAACUUGUUCUGACCGCAUGCAUGGGUUAUUUAUCGACAAAUGAGGCUAGACUGGAGGAGCUGAGAGUAGUACAUAGACCAGCGGUACUAGAGAUUGUCGAGGAAAGAAUACAUAAGGGUCGAGUCUGGAAGGACAAAAAGGGAUUGGCUUCUAAAUUAUAUAGCUUUAAACAUGAAGGCUCUAUCCUAGAUGAACAACAGUCUACUCAUAGGACCAAUGGUGAGAAUCCAGAUGACGAUGAAUCUCGUUCCCUGAAUCCGGAUGGCUCAAAUGUUGAUUCCGAAUUAGACUCUUUACCAGAUCUUCAAGAGCAGGUUGUAUGGUUGAAGGUUGAACUAUGCAGACUGUUGGAGGAGAAAAGAUCAGCUGUGUUGAGGUUUAUUGUUACUCUGCUUCCACCUUCCCUUGCUCAUUCUUCAAGGAGUUUAAAACAGAAUUUUCUUGAUACCGAGUGA
Messenger RNA from Arabis nemorensis, 2259 nucleotides. Lineage: Eukaryota; Viridiplantae; Streptophyta; Magnoliopsida; Brassicales; Brassicaceae. The record is from the annotation of a GenBank genome assembly.